UCUUCUUGAUAACAUUCUGUUGAACAAGCCAACUGCAGUCAGUUCAAGUUUUCGAACAUUUCGUAAAGAUAUUGGCAUAUACAGCAAUUUUCCACCUUAAGCAGGACAGAGAUGGCUGUUGUUAAAAUAACUGUUGUUAAAAUAAUGCAAACUGCUGUUUCAAGGCUUGGCUGGUAACUUCUUAUCCUAGAAAACAAACGAAUGGCAGAAACGUGCAGAACGAAACUCGAAGCUGCCGUAAUAAUUUUAAGCUUCUUCUUUCAAAGCGGUAUCAUUAUUCCGAUUUCCUCUGAAUGUUCCGAACCCAUAAAGGACAAAGUGAUGAUAGGCCACCUAAUCAGGCUUGAAGAGGUGCCCCAUCAAGGCAGCUGUAAUGUACUGUGUUAUAUGGAGCCCAAUUGUGUGUCCAUAAAUAUUGGGCCUUCACAAGGAGGAAACUACAUUUGUGAGUUGAACAAUGCUUCGGACGAGAGUCCAGGCUUGUCCUAUCCUCAGAGCAAAGAAGAUUAUAGCCAUCUCAGUAUCGAGAAUCCCUGUAGUAGCAGUCCCUGUUUCAACAAUGGCACAUGUCGAGCUGGAUACACUGAUAAAGGAUUUCGUUGUAAAUGUCCUUUAGGAUUCACUGGUAUAUACUGCGAGAAAGCCUGCAGCCUUGACUUUGAAGAUGGAAUCGGCAGGUGGAAAAUGACAGGCAGAGCUUUCAUUUACCAGCCAACAUUUGGUGACAAUCCAGUCGCGCGCAAAAGAGAAAGCGCCCAGCUGCAAGGGAACUGGUGGGUGGGGGGAGCUGAGAAACGGACUAGUGAGAGCGAUCCCGCAGGUGAGCAGCAUCCAGAUGAAGCAGACGUACCCCUAGGAACCCUCACCUCACCUUGUUUUCGUAUCGUUGGCAAGAGUAUCUCGUUUCUCAUUGGUGGGGGAUGUAAAGUAAAUAAAGUUCGUGCGGAGCUUAUUGUCAACAACCAAGUCGUCAGAAAAGCGACAGGAAACUGUUGGGAGACAAUGUACCGUAAGAGCUGGGACGUAGAGGAGUUUAUUGGUCAAUACGCGCAAGUCAGACUUGUAGAUGAGAGUUCUGGUGGUUAUGGUCACAUCAACUUUGAUGACCUUAAAGGAGAUAUCAUUUGUCCUCACGAUUUAGAAGAGAAAAACUGAAGAGAAAGCGGCUUUUAAAACUAACAUAUCAAGUCAAGACACCUCGAAAGUACGGUGAAACAGCUUUUGACGUAGCAUAGUACCUGUUUUGUGCUAUCGUAGAUGGGCAAAAUCACUGUUUUUUUUUUUUUUUGUCGAAAAUCCGCAUAUGAAACAGUUUUAUGCACGUG
Messenger RNA from Stylophora pistillata, 1325 nucleotides. RefSeq lists its product as uncharacterized. NCBI's taxonomy places the organism in Eukaryota, Metazoa, Cnidaria, Anthozoa, Scleractinia, Pocilloporidae. The record is from RefSeq and is a predicted model, not a curated record.